Messenger RNA from Magnolia sinica, 1578 nucleotides. RefSeq names its product putative 12-oxophytodienoate reductase 11. The transcript is spliced from 6 exons. The record is from RefSeq and is a predicted model, not a curated record. NCBI's taxonomy places the organism in Eukaryota, Viridiplantae, Streptophyta, Magnoliopsida, Magnoliales, Magnoliaceae. Gene Ontology annotation, molecular function: FMN binding; oxidoreductase activity. The coding region runs from base 166 to 1443 and encodes 425 amino acids.
ACUCUACAGUAUGUAGCCACGCCGGAAGAGUUUUGCAACCGCGUUGCGCGUGUGAUUUGCCAGCCUCAUAUUUUAAUUUGUGCGCGGGGAUCCGUCCCAACUACCAAUCCCACCUAUAAAUGGAUGAUCAUCAAAUGACAGAAAGCAGCCACGGUUGAAGCAAAGAUGGGUAAAACACUGUUACUUUCUCCUUACAAAAUGGGAAGAUCCCAACUCUCUCACAGGGUUGUGUUGGCACCAGUGGUCAGAGCAAGAACAUAUGACCAUGUCCCUCAGCAACAUGUGGCUUUGUAUUAUUCCCAAAGAACUUCAGAGGGGGGGUUUCUAAUAUCAGAAGCUACUGCAGUUUCUGAAACUGGUGUUGGUGGGUUCUUAAACUUUCCUGGCAUUUGGACAAGUGAGCAAGUGAGAGCUUGGAGAACUGUUGUGGAUGCUGUUCAUGAGAAGGGUGGAGUGUUCUUUUGUCAGAUUUGGCACGCUGGGAGGAGUCAUAAUACCAUAGGGCUGUUGCUGGCUGGGCAACAUGUGUCCAAGUCUGGCUUGCAAAGUAAAACCUAUUCCCAAACUUGGACUGUGGUGAGCCAAUACAAACAGGUCCGAGUGCAAAUGAUGAUCAUUGUGCAUUGCCAGACUGAGACCAUCUUGAGCCUGACCACCCAGUUGUUGCAAGAUCUAGGCUGUUCAUUAGGUGCACCUUAUGGGAAAACUCCAAUUAGCCCUACCAACAAGCCAUUGACACCGGAAUUAUAUCCUGGCCGAACAUACAACCCCCCUCGGCGGUUAGCGACAGAAGAAAUUCCUAUGGUAGUUGAAGAAUACCGACUUGCUGCAAGGAAUGCCGUAGAAGCAGGCUUUGAUGGAGUUGAAAUUCGUGCCGUUAGUGGUUGUCUCAUCGACGAGUUCCUAAAAGAUAGUGUCAACGAUCGGACCGACAAAUACGGUGGAACACUAGAGAACCGUUGCCAAUUGGCAUUAGAGAUUGUGGAGGCAAUCGCUAGCGAGAUUGGGCCGGAUAGAACUGGCAUCAGGCUUUCCCCAUUCUUGUUGUUCCAUGAAUGCAGCGACUCGGACCCUGAAGCUCUUGGGGUCUACAUGGCCCAAGCACUGAGUAAAUACCACCUUGCAUAUGCUCAUUUUAUUGAGCCAAGGAUAGAUGUCUUUGGAAAGAUUUCCGAGACCCCAUAUAGUUUGGGGCCCAUGAGGAAGGCCUUCAAGGGUACUUUUAUUGUUUGUGGGGGUUACACUAGAGAAGAAGGUGACAAGGUCAUAGCUAAUGGAGCUGCAGACUUAGUAGCAUAUGGGCGCUAUUUCGUAUCAAACCCAGACCUGCCCAAGAGGUUUGAGGUGAAUGCACCUUUGAAUGAGUAUGAUGAAGCAACUUUCUAUAGUCAAGAUCCUGUUGUGGGUUACACUGACCACCCUUUCAUGGAACCUCAUUUGUAGUUUUAUUGUUGAAAGGAGCUUUAUUAGGUGCAUGAAUGGAAUACUAGUAAUAAUGUAGAUGUUGGAUUGCAUGCGAAGAUCCAUAUAUAUGAUAAAGGUAAGGUACCAAACAGGGCCUUCUUCAGUUUACAGCCA